UGAAUAUGGGGCACGAAUAUGGAUGCGAGUGGCGCUAUAAAAGAAAGAUUGUCCGGAAGAAGCAGCAUUCUGUAUCCAGUACGUGGAUAGUUUACAUCAUGUCUACCUUCGCUUUUAUGGUCCUCUGCGUCCAGGCUUGCCUGAUCCAAAACGUGUACGGCCAGUACUUGGGCAGUCUGGGUGGUUGUGGUUGUGGAGCCGGCUGGAACGGUGUAGGAGCUGGUUGGAACGAACUCGGUGCUGGCUGGAGUGGAUUCGACGGUGGAUACGGCGGUGGUUGCGGUUCAUACGGAGGUGAGGGUAUCGGUAACGUUGGAGUCGCCGGUGAGCUGCCCGUCGGUGGUGUCACCGCUGUCGGCGGCCGCGUGCCCAUCAUCGGUGGUGUCGAGUUUGGAGGUCCCGCCUGCGCUAGAGGUGCCGUCUCUAUCUGCGGACACUGCGCUCCCACCUGCGGCUGUGGACGUGGUCUGGCUGGAUACUACUAAAGCUUUUAUUGAGAAUGGACUGCUUUAAAUAAAUUUUGAUCAACACAA
Bombyx mori (domestic silkworm) is the source of this 533-nucleotide messenger RNA. Its product is annotated as chorion class A protein L12-like. Gene Ontology annotation, molecular function: structural constituent of egg chorion. The record is from RefSeq and is a predicted model, not a curated record. The transcript is spliced from 2 exons. Gene Ontology annotation, cellular component: egg chorion. Gene Ontology annotation, biological process: chorion-containing eggshell formation; multicellular organism development. NCBI's taxonomy places the organism in Eukaryota, Metazoa, Arthropoda, Insecta, Lepidoptera, Bombycidae. The coding region runs from base 6 to 485 and encodes 159 amino acids.